Molecule: messenger RNA, 14075 nt
Organism: Hirundo rustica (Barn swallow)
Lineage: Eukaryota; Metazoa; Chordata; Aves; Passeriformes; Hirundinidae
Gene: CDK6
Product: cyclin dependent kinase 6
Exons: 8
Coding region: 397-1377 (326 amino acids)
Biological process (GO): G1/S transition of mitotic cell cycle; regulation of G2/M transition of mitotic cell cycle; protein phosphorylation
Cellular component (GO): nucleus; cyclin-dependent protein kinase holoenzyme complex; cytoplasm
Molecular function (GO): cyclin binding; ATP binding; cyclin-dependent protein serine/threonine kinase activity
Source: RefSeq, a predicted model, not a curated record
AUGCGAGCCCAGGGCGGCCGAGCCGCGGACCAGCUACCUGUGUGGCCCGGGCGGCCGCUGCCGGGACCUGCCGGAGACAUCGCCAUGUGAAGGGGCAGACCCCGGGCCGGCUCUCCACCCCGCCUCGCUCAAUGGGAGAUUUGUUUGGCUUUACACAGGCAAUGCUCCCAAAGACUGUAUGAUAAUUCCUGCUGGCCAAAAGAGGAGGCACAUUGUGGCCAGUACAGAAGAGGAGGAAGAACAGGAGGGCAAGAGCUUCCUACGGCCUCUCUGCCAGCGGUACCAAGUGCGUGGCCUGUCUGCACCCGAGCAAAGUACUGGUUUUCAGAAAGUAAGUGAGGCUGAGAGCCACCUCGAGCGAGGCACUUGGAGAGGAGGAAGAGGACUGGUGCCAGCAUGGAUAAGGACAGCACAAACCUGGCUGACCAGCAGUAUGAAUGUGUGGCUGAGAUUGGGGAAGGAGCCUACGGGAAGGUGUUCAAAGCCCGAGACUUGAAGAACGGAGGUCGCUUUGUUGCGCUGAAGCGGGUACGGGUGCAGACCAGCGAGGAGGGGAUGCCGCUGUCCACUAUCCGAGAGGUGGCAGUUCUGAGGCACCUGGAGACAUUCGAACACCCCAACGUGGUCAGAUUGUUUGAUGUGUGCACCGUGUCACGAACAGACAGAGAGACCAAGUUAACAUUAGUGUUUGAACAUGUGGAUCAAGACUUGACUACUUACUUGGAUAAAGUUCCAGAGCCUGGAGUGCCUACUGAAACUAUAAAGGAUAUGAUGCUUCAGCUGUUUCGGGGACUGGAUUUUCUGCAUUCUCAUCGUGUGGUGCAUCGGGAUCUGAAACCCCAAAAUAUCCUUGUAACCAGCAACGGGCAGAUAAAGCUAGCUGACUUUGGCCUUGCACGAAUCUACAGUUUUCAGAUGGCUCUUACCUCAGUGGUUGUUACUUUGUGGUAUAGAGCUCCUGAAGUCUUGCUUCAGUCCAGUUAUGCAACAGCAGUUGAUCUUUGGAGUGUUGGCUGCAUAUUUGCAGAAAUGUUCCGUCGAAAACCACUCUUCCGUGGGAAUUCAGAUGUUGAUCAACUAGGAAAAAUCUUUGAUGUAAUUGGACUCCCAGAAGAAGAGGACUGGCCUAAUGACGUUGCCCUUCCAAGAAAUGCUUUUACUUCCAGACCCGCACAGCCUAUUGAGAAAUUUGUACCAGACAUCGAUGAAGUAGGAAAAGACUUGCUUCUUAAAUGCUUAGCAUUCAACCCAGCCAAGAGAAUAUCUGCGUAUGUUGCCCUCUCUCACCCAUAUUUCCAUGAUCUGGAGAAAUUCAAGGAGAAUCUGGACUGUCACAUGUCAUCCAGCCAAAACUCCAGUGAGGUGAAUGCAUCAUAAGUGCUGACUGAAGAUGAACCGUAAAUGAAAAAGACACGUAGCUGACAAGGCCACUGUCCCAUACAAACCAUGUAGCUGCCCUAGGGAGAUCAUUAUUUGGAGGUUUUAUGCACUUAUCUUUUAUUUUGGGAUUGUGAUGUGCUUAUCCAUGGAAAUCAAUCUAGUUUACUUUUAUCAGAGCAAUGCAAGGGCCAGGGUUUUGACCUGCUCCUGUUGCAGCUUUAUGUUUGUUUUGUUUUUGUUUUGUUUAUCUACCUGGGAAAACUCCAGACGAAGAGAAGCUGCUGACCAGUUUUGCUGCCAUUUUAUCCUUCUAAUACUGAAUGCUGCCAGUGUUUGAUGAUCAAGUCACUGCCAAAAUAUGAUGCAACCUCUCUCUCUCUCUCUAGCUGCUGAAGCAUGAUUUGGUACUUUAUUAUUAUUAUUAUUAUUCUGUGAUAUUUAAAGAAUGGCAUUGAAAUACCAGAUCUCUGCAACCUGCAGUUAACUGAUACAUGCGUUAAUACAUCCAGCUGCUGUUCAUUCAGAGCAUACAUGCAGGUGCUUCCCCACUCGAGAACUUGCAUAGACUAAUUCAUCGUUUCGUUACUCUAUAAAAAUAACAGUGAUGAUGAUGACCAUAAUAAAUGUCUCAGCUUUUAGGUUUUUCCAUACACAAAUGAGUUAUUAUCUAGAUAUGUUUGUGUGCAUGUUUCAAAAAACUGUCCUGUUCUUACUGUUUCAAUUUCCAAAUGGUCUUUCUGUGUUGAAAUGCAGACACAUUCUAGUCCAUCGUCUAACCCAUCAUUCCCCCCUGGAAACAGCUACAAGCAUAUUUUCUUCAUCUCAUUCCAAAUAAUUUUCUGAUGUCCAGCUCAGAGUCAUGAGCAGAGCCAAUGAAAAUCAAUACAGAUUUUCACCUUCAACCAGUUCUCAUUGUCAGCCAAAAACAAAAAUAGAAAAAAUAUUUCUGGUUCAGAAGCAAAGAAUCCUACACCUGUAAUAAACACAGAGAAGUAUUUGUGCUGCAUUGUACUCUGUUACUGUGCUGCCUUAUCUGCGUCACCCUCCAAUGCAUCACAAGUGCAUGAACAUUAAUGCUCAAAAUUCCUCACAUGUCACUUACUAAGCAGGCUUGUUUUCCAUGCAGAAAUGCAUGACCUUCUCUCCUAAAACACCAUGUGGGGAUACUAGCACGUGCCUCUCCACUAAGGUUAAUAUGCCAUUAUUGAAUGUCAAAAUAACUAAGCAAUUUACUUGUCUUUAUAGCACAGUUAUUUUAAAUAUUACCUGAAAUUUUUAUAUUUAGUAUUUUUGCCUUAACUAAAAUAUAUUUUCAGUAUUUUGAAAAGAAACUUUUAUUUUUUUAAUACUGUACUGAGGAAAAAGAAAUAUUUUAAAUCCACAAAAACUGUUCCCUAGCAUGACAUCAGUGCACUUACCUGGACAUGGCUUGGGGAAAAUACUGGUCCAAUGACUAUAACUGAUGCUAAGUGAGGCAGCCAGCUUUGCUUACUCCUGUGACAGUCCUUAGGCUUCUCUCUUCUUCGUCUCUAUUUCAUCUUGUCUAGGUGGUGAGCCAGCAGUAUAUCCUCAUCCACGGCAUGCUUGGCAGAAGCAGGUCCUUAGCAGUGAGUUGGGCAAUAUAACUUUUCCAGCUGUGACAGGGGAACUUCUAACCAUCUCACGGGCAGGUCUCUGGCUGCUGUGGCAAACUUCACCGUUAACUCCUUUUCAGGUAUCUGCACUGUCUGGGUCAUGGUCCACUGCUAGGAUAGUAAGUGGAUCUUAUUUGUCUCCUGGAUGAAGCUUUUUGUUACUGUUAGACAUUUAAGUUUGUGAUAUAUGGUUAAAUUAGGUCUAUUUUAAACAAGCCAGAUUUUGAAAGGACCACUUGCGUGCUUGCAGACAGUGGCCUGUGUUUUUCUUUAAGCCCAGAAAGAGCCUAUGCAAAACUUAACCAGCAUGAAAUGGGAAGUUGCAAAUUAGGCCUGGCAAGAACAUGCACAAAGCAUCUUGGUCCAGAGAUAUCAGAGAUCCGUAACAUCAGAACUUCAGAAGUUCUGUAAGCAGGAAGCUGAAGGCCAGGGAGCUGCAGCAAACCUUCUAAUCUUGGCCUUUGUCAUUCUCUUUGUUCCUACAGCCAAGGGGAACUGCAGACUCACUGCACUGGUGUUGUUCCAACCCUGUUCCCGUAUGGGUGAACGGACCUAAGUGUGAAUAAUUUUUAACAUUCAAAGAGAAGGAUGGGCCAGGGCGAAAUUCUUGCUAUCAAUUUUUAAACACUUAGAACAACAAACAGAGCCAAAAGUCAGGAGAUGCUUGCAACAGUCGCAAAUAAAAAAGGUUUUAACGGAAUUUAACACUUCUGAAAACAUUCCACAUUUUACCUAGCGCGGAGCUGUCUAUCACACAUAACCUUAUCAGGGCAUUCAGCUGGUGUGGCUUCCCAGCAACUGCUCAGGAAACUCUCCCAGAGCUCUCCACCAACUAAUGUAGAGUGAAAAUGUAGAGGAGGAGAUGAUAUUUUCCAAAUUAGGCUUAAAACUCUCAGAUAGAAAUGUGCAUCUGUUCCGUGUAAGAAUCUGUUCUAUUAAGCUUAGCAAAGCUGAAGAAUAGAGAAUAUGGUUGCUCAAUGUAGAUACAUUAUUAGGGUAAAAACAGAAAGGAGGGGAGAGAAUACUUUAAGCCAAAGGUUAAUGUUGGCCCAAGAACUAAUGAGAAUGUGGAAAUCACCAGGAAUUUAACUACUGGAGCAGUUAUUUCCCAGUCGUAAUAUCUAAGAGCUAAGCAAGCAGCAGAGAAAAACAGGGGCUGGCUCAUGGAGUCCGAAGCGGAGCUUCUGCAACAUGGUGCUGUACGUUGUCUAAUAUAGUAGGAUCAGGUUAUAAAUGAGAGUAUUCAGGAGAACAGUUUGCAAAGGGCUGCAUUAAUGGUCACAUUCUGGAACAUCUUCCCAGUGGGAAUGGCAGGAACAAAACCAAGAAAUCUAAGAAUCUUGGCAGGGAUAGGGAAAAUAUUUCUCUAAUGGGGUCCUUGUGGUAGCAAGGGCCUGGAUUCAAAGGACCAACAAUUUUUCAAAUUACCUCCUUUUCCAGAUCUCUUCAGGAAGAAAUUCCAUUUGACAUGCAAUAGGCUUGAUGGUAUUCCAGUCUUCCCUGCCAAGCCAUGUGGGGCUUCACUUACACUAGUAAACUGAGGAAGCCUGUUCUCUGGCUGGGCAAAGCACUGUCGUUGGCUAAUUCCAUGCCAGGAGUCAUAUUUAUAAUUAGGCAGCACAGACAGUUGUGGGACUGUGCUCAAACCCAUGGCCUUGCUCUUCUUAUAUUACUGGUAUAGCUCUAAUAUUUUAGUACCUUUACUCAUUACUGCCAUAUGUGUAGGAUGUAGGAAUUGUGUAAGUGAAAAAGAAAGUGCUGUGAUGAAAAUUCUUUGUACACCUUUAAAUAAGACUUUAGAGUGCAAUUCUUCUUGGUGAUACUUAAGCCUGUAUGUGUUCUCUUCUACAGGAGUGGUUCAACAGCAGCUAAAAAAUGCUGAAUAACAAAAGAUGUAUUAAGUAUAGCUCCUAGAACACCCACAGCCAGACACUGUGCUCUUCUUAGCAGAGAACAGGGUGUUCUAAGUAAUGAGAGGAGAAAAUUCUAUCUCCCACCAGCUUUUUUUUUUUUUUUUUCUUUAAUCACUACUAUAUAAUUCUGCAGAAAAAAAACCAGACCCAAUAGCCAAGGGAAAAAAAAUCACCACAGCCAGCUAGUGAAGUACUAAUAGCAAUCCAACUGGUGCAGCCCUUUUCCCCCUGUCCACACUCACACCAGCCUUCCCGUUCAUUUCCUUCAGCUCCCUUAAGUAAACAAGUUUCAGUGAGCCUCACAGGUGCUAUUUCCAGAGAGAUUCUUACUAAUUUUCCAUAGCUACACUGUGUCAAUGUCACCUCCGUUCCUAUUACUACGUGUUGAUUUUUUUAGUCUCACAGCCUAAACCAGUGAUAAGAACUUUGUGCACCUCCUUGCUUAGGCUUAGUCUCAUGUACCCCUGUGUUGCCUUUUGUGUGGUUAGUAGAAUUAUAAAAAUAAGAUUUGUGCAUAUUUCUGUGUAGGCUGUGCCCACACUCCAGGUUUCUUUCAGCCUGUUGGUACACAAUGAUCAAUAGUAGAGCAUCUCUUUUCCUGUUGUUUCUCUCCUAAAACACACCAAAAAAUGAGGGUGUCAUGUUUGCAAAAAAAAUUAAAGUUUGGGCUAUGUGUACAGAGCCUUUUUAAUUAAAGGUAUUACUGUAUUGCAGCAUUUGAACAUCUGCAUAAGGGAGGGUUUCCAGCAUGGUAACUCUUACAUGGUUUUUAUACUCAGUGGUUGUUUUGGUGAAUAAGAAGAAAAUAUUGUGCCUUGGUGCUUUUCACAGGUUCAACUCUCACUGUCUUUGAGAAGUGUGUUUUCUUAUACAUGUAAUUGUUUCUGCUGUUAGGUAUUAGUUCAACUUAAUUAUGGAGAAUAGAGAGAAAACAUGCUGUUUUGGUCUUUUAGCCAGCAAACUUGGAGCACUUACCUGGCUCACAACUGAAAACACAUCAGUUGUCAAAUACAUGUAUGACUCAGAGACCACACAGUUUGGUUUAAAAGGCCACAUAAAUUAAUUAUGUUCCAUGUAUUAGACACAUUUGAAUAAUGAGGAAGUUUAUUCUAAGAACUCUGUUUUAUAGAACCACUUGGCUAGUAUUUUUCAUAUACAGUAGGUUCAGGAAUAGAUUGAUUUUUAUAUACAAUGUGAAUUAGAAGAUACUAGGCUAUUUGAGUGAUUUUGUUGUAUGCUUGAAGCUUGAAUUGAUUGCAAGCUUAGGAACUUAACGUAUUUAUUUUAUUGCUUCAAAACUGCUUCUAAAUAUCAAGAUCUUUUUUAAUGUUAACAGGAUUUCACACUUUUUUAAAUGUGUAAAUUAUUUUCUUGAAAUUAGUGUGUUAGAAAAAGCAUUUUUCCAAACUGCAUUAGUGGGAAAAUUUAUUUUUACUUUCACAGAGAGGUGAACUCUUCAAUAACUGACUAUCAAUAAGCUAUACUUUUACUUUCUUUUGAUUACUAAGCCUUGAGUAUACAGGUCACUUUUAAUGAAGAAAAAAAUUCAGAAACAAUCUCUAGAAAAUGAAAUGGGAUUUUAUAUGUUUUAAGCUUCCAAGUUUUAUUUUCAUAGCCUUUUUUUUUUUUUUGUGCAAGUAGAGUUCAGAUAUACAAAGAUGUGACUAAAAUUUCAACAGUCUAACAGGCUAUACGACUCAAAUUGAGGUUUUAUUUGUGAGCUGUUUAUUCUAUUUUAUUAUCUAUCUGUGUCUUGCAAAUUAUUAGAUAAUGGCUGUAAUAUAAUUCUAGUUUCUGUAACCAUCAAAUCUCAAUAAUUUAUGUAAAACAGAAAGAAGCAUUCUCGUUGAUUUUAUUUAACUAGGCCAUUAAAAGAAGAAAGAUGUAGACAUAUGAACUGACAAAUAUACUUUUGCCAAGUGUUGUUUCUUCCCUUUAGUUUGAAGCUUAGCUAGUAUUGCAUACUGAUAAUGCAGUACAAUGUAAGAACCAUAAAGACCACUUAAGAGUAGUGUCCACAAAUAAUAUGAAAAAUGGCUCAUUAGACUCUUGGAGAAACCAGCUGAAAAAUCAUUACUUUAGCUGUAAUACUCAAAAUCUUGAAACUCCUAUAUUUUUCCAUUAAAAAGUAUUCCUGAAAAAUUAUGUGUAUGUUUUUAAUUCAGUGAUAGGCAUCCAAACAGAACUGAAUCAAGUGGGAACUUGUUCUCAAAAGUGUUUUUUCCAGGCUGAGUAGAAGCCCUCAGUUCUUCAUGUACUCAUCAGAAACUAAAAUUAACCAGCACCAUUCUUAAAUGAGCCUUUUGCUUUCUGGGCAGAAAAACCCAAGGUUGCUGUGAGUGAAGUUAUUGGAAAAUUUGCUUUGACUUAAAAGUCCUGUGGAAGCUUCUGCAAUAUUCAGUUUUUUAGCCUUCUCUGAAAGACUGUGCAAAACAGCAAAGAUAAAUUGAAACUCCUUAACCAUAUGGUCUUUUUCCCUUCACAUUACAUAUUUUAUCUGUUUUGGGAUAUAUUGAAGGGUUUUAUCCAGCUCAGUGUUAAUGAGACUUUUGCAAGGCUAGAGAAAAUAAAAACAACUUCUGCUAUAGUAUUAUGAUUGUUGGUGAUUGCGGGAGAGCAGGUUUUUUUAUUUCCAGAAAGGAUCAGACAAAAUCUACUGCCUUCUUUGAAAAAGAAAAAAAAAAAAAAAAGACAAGGGGAAAAAAAAAAAAAAAUUUAAAAAGCUCCCACAAACAGCUGACACUUGGUAAAAAUCAGAAAAGAUAUUUUUAAUGAACUAUUUGGAAAAUAUUGUCAGGAUGAGUGAAAAGGAGCAUAUUUUUGAUGUGAGAGACAUAAAUGCAAACAAUGCAUAUUAAAUAUGCAUUGAAACUGAUACUUUUUCGCUGAGUUUGCAAAGGUAAUAGGGUUUUAUGGAAGAAAAGCAUCCAAGUAUGAAUUUAUUUGAACUACCACUUAAAUGUUCAUUUGCACUAAAGCAACCUGUACUGUUUGAAAGGAGAUAGGAAGACACAACUUGUUAAACUUGUGAUUUACUUUGGUGUCUACAAGGAUGUGUUGUAAAGCUCUCAAGCUCACUGUCCAGUUUUGAGCAGGCCAACUUCACAUUCACACUAUGAACUUUCUGUACCUUAAACCCAUCCACAGGCCUGACAAAGACACAUUUUCUAGUAUUUACUUGGAUACUUGCUCACAUUGACAUGCUCAUGUUAAAUCCAGAGGACAGUCUCUUCCACUGAAUGGAAAAUGGAUUUUCAGACUGACAGAUUCCUUUGUACAAUUAUUCCUAAAGGGUGUGAAAUCAAUGUUCAAUGAUAUGGAGCCCCUCAUUUUAUUCUAUGUUUCACACGUACAUCAUGUUAUGCUAAUUCUCACCCUUUAUUUAAAAAAAAAAAAAAAAAAAAAAAAAAAAGGAAGUUAAAAAGUUCUUUAAUGUCAGGAUCAAUUUUGGGUUGCUAGAUUAAGGAGAAAAAUCAUGAUGUGAUGGAAGGAGAAAAAAUAGGCAAAGAGUAGGAGAGUUGGCAGGUGAGUUUGACUACAUGGAAAAGUUAGAUAUAAACACAGGGGGAAGACUUUUUUCCCAGUUGUUUUGUUUUCUCCUGUCAUAUAAGAUGAUAAGACUCAUGAACGGGAUUUUGGUUCUAGAUACUUACGCCAACUCAAGUCAUUGAGUUCCAGUGUACUUCUUCAACAUAGCAACAGCUCUAUUUUUUAAAUUUUCCAUAAGCUAGAGCUUUUUCUGGGUAGAUAUAUUAAGAAAGGGCUUAUGAAACGGCUUGACAGCAGAUAAAGCUGUCCACAGAGACAGUGCCUGUAGUUAAGCUGCAGACAUUGGAGAAUGUACAGCUCUGCUGCAGGAGAGCCACUGACAGUGUCUAUUAGUGUGCAGUGUUGUGCAUUGGAAGUUGACUCCUGCUGCAAAUUGAAAAUCCUUUGGUCAUCUGAAAUGGCAUGGUUUUGCACACUUGGAUUUUGAUAAGGUUAUCCACAUGCAAGUUUCGCUGGAUCAGUCCAAGUGGUUCACCAUCUUACAGGAGCAAGUCUGACACCCUGUGUAAAUAACAAUGCAAAAUCAUCUGCCAUGGGAAAAGACUUUUUGUAGGUUGUAGAGUAGGAAUGAGCUUUCUGAGCUCCUCUGCCAACAGGAGAGCUAGUGUUAACUAUUUUUAUGCCAGCUCCAAAAAUGCAGAAUAGGAGGCCUGCAUGGCAUUUUGUUGUGUUCAGUCUAUGUGCAUGGGCAGCAGGGUAAGUGUUGGCACAAAGGGGCUAAUUUUGGUUCUUCUAUUAAGUGUGAGCACCUAGGCUUGGCAGAGAGACAAACUUCACAGUUCAAAGGAGGGGAAACCUCUAAGUCUCCAUAAUAGUUCUCUGGCUCUUGUUAAAUACAUAUAGUGGUAGAUCAGUCAGCCACUCAAGCAGUCCUUUCCUUAUCCCAGAUCAUCCUGUGACACUCUGAAGGACACCUGGAGGAGUCUAUCCCUCAGCAGUUUUCCACCUCACCUGCUUCCUCUCACUGGAGCGACAAUUACCUGACAUUUGUAUCUGACCCUGAUGGUGCUUCCACUACCACUGAAGUAUCUGUGAGCUAAAUUCCUGCCUUAUGACUCUGCAGCUUCCAGUCUCGGCCAGCCAGUGAUUUGUACUCUAGUUUUUCCUUCUCAUUAGGAACAGGGAAGUAGUACAGUAGAAUAUGGCAAAAUGUGUGCUACCUUCACACUUUUUGUUUCAAGCAAAACCAUAAGCUAGAAUAGAUUAGACUGAACAUAAUGUUCAGUUGAUCAGCCAAAACAACUUUGGAUUCAGAACAUUUACUAAGAACAGAAAAUCCCUGAACAACUGUCUGUGAUGCACAUUUUUACAAGAGCACACAAUGAUGCCCCUGUUACACAGAAGCUUUUGAUGGAUACAAGACUAGCAAUGCCAGCCUCCAACUGCUUACCCUGCUUUCCCUCACCUUCCCCAAGAUCACUGUUCUCAGGAAGAGAAUGGAGCAACUGUGAAACAGUCCCCAGCUCUCAAGAUAGGUUGUAUUCAUGCAGGUAAUCAAGCUCAUUCCUUCCCUUUUGGCUAUGGCAGUGUAAAGCACAGACCCCUGCCACAAGUACUAGGCACAAACAGACCUUAAACGCCAAAAUAUUCUCCUGAGGAAAAGUCUUCCCUGGAUCUAAAGGGGACAGUAUGUUUAUUGUCCCCUUUAGACAGUUGACUUUCAUUUUUUCCAAAUACAAGAACUCACCUAAGAAAACUCCACAAAAGGGAUGAUUCUGAAUUCCAGACAUUCUGUGGGAAAAGAAAAAAUGUCAUUCCAGGUAUAUGAUAUGUAUCUCAAACAAUCAUCCUUCAUCUGUGAUAGAAAACAAUCCACCAAACUGGGUUUAAAAUGUUGCCUUAGUCUGCAGCAUGCUAGUUAAGUAAGUGGUUUUCUUAGCAAGACCAGGACUUGCAAUGAUUUCUGGCAGGGACUUUCAUCUUGGAGUCCCUUUUAAGAAAGGCAGCUGUAAUCAUGGGUUGCACCUACAACAAAAUGUGCAUCAGAAAUUGGAUGGUGGCAAGAAGUUUGUGGAUGUGAGGCUGUAAAAGAUGGCUUAUGUAAGCUCAGGGGGGAUUUGCUUGUGGGAAAGUAUUGAUUGCCAUGCACAUUUUGAACUGAAGUUAGCUGUCAGAACAUGAUAGAAGGACUGCAGCAUCAUGAGAUUAGAGGCCUUUUCCCUUUAGAUGUGUAGCAGCCCUGUGGUGUUCCAGCUUUGUUUUAAUUUAUUUCACUUCCCCACUGCCAUUCUCCUUUCUAUUGUGUGUGGUAAGUUGAAAAGAAAAGCAUUACCUUACAGUUUACCAUCUCAAAAAGAGAGACGGCCAGCAUUGUCUGAAAAUUUUGAUCACUAUGUGGUGGUCAGUAUUAAGGAGAAUCAUAGAAUAUACUGAGUUGGAAGAGACCUAUCAGGAUCAUUGACUCCAACUCCAAGAAUCUCACCAUGUGCCUAAGGGUGUUGUCCAAAUGCCUCUUGAGCUCUGUCUGAACGAGGCUUGGUGCUGUGACCACUUCCAUGGGGAGCCUCUUCCAGUGCCUAAUCACCCUGUGGGUGAAGAACCUUUUUCUGAUAUCCAGCUUAACCCCCAUCCCCGACUCAGCUUCGAGUCCUGUCACUGUUCAUGAGAGUGAAGUUGUCUCUGUUCAGUUCUAACAAACAGAAUUCAAUAUCCAUGGCAUCUGCCUUCCAUUAAGCACUGUUAAAAACCUGUCAUUCUCCACAGUGUUCAAAAUCUCUUUGCCAGGAGAUUGAACUCCCUUCCUACAAUCCAUUUGGAGUCACAGCAGUGUGAGCAGACAAAGUUUACAUUAUGAUGGUGCUUUUCAGUAAGAAGUGAGAGCCAGUUCCAGUUGACACAUGGACUGAAAGAGUCUCGAGGACUCGUAGCUAGGGACAUUCAUAGGCAAGGCAGUCCCUUUUGCUAGUGCAAGAAAUGCAUUUUAAAACACUUAAGAUAGGGAAAAUAUAAAGGUGCCAUUUAUUUUUCCAGUAGAAUAUGUUUUUUGCACAAUGCUGUAUCAUUUUGGCGCUGAAACCAACCCCACAGAUGAACAUUAACUAACACCUUCCUUGCAGUGUUUAAUUUCUUUGCAAAUUCUUUACAAGCAUUUGGAUUAAUGUAUUUAUGGUCCAUUUCAUUCCAAUUCAUUUAAGUGGUCUAUACCUGCCCUUGAAUCUCAUAUGAAUUUUAUUGUUAAUAUUUUCCUGCAUCACUUUGAACAGCUUUAAAAAUAUAAUGUCUUUGAAUGCUCUAGUUAAAGAAAAAUGAUACCCUUAAAAUGCUGUGUUGCAAGUUGGAACUGUAUACUUUGGAAAUGAUGUUUAUAUUAUAACUCCCAAAGGCAUCACAGGGUGCUUUCGUCCAUAUGUCUGUCUUCUACUUUGUGUGUUACAGUGUGUAUUUGUACCUCCUCACUAUGAUACUCUUCAGUCUGAAGGCCUAAGUCUGCAAAGACGUGAAUACUGUACUGUACCUGAGCAGUCCCACGGAGCAGAGAGGGCUUACUCAUGUGAGUGUAGUUGCUCACAAAAAGUAUUUGCAGAAAAAGGCUUUCCUUUAGUAACUGACUGUAAUUGUGCGGACACAUGGUUAAUAACAGUGCCAAGACACCAGUAAAUGGGGUUUGUGUUUAUUGAAAAUGUGGACACAUUUAUCUUCAAGUUAUUUGACAUUAAUCUAAAUUAUUGCUAUUAUGGUUUAGUAUAUUAUUUUGUAUGAAAACAUAUUAGUCCUGUGAAAGGGUAGUUGCAAAAAAAAUGUGUUGAGUCUUGCUGCUUUAUUUUUAUUUGCAUUUAGUAUACAUUUUGGUUGUUGAAGUGAGGCUAGCUUCUUAGAGAGGCAGGAAGAUAGAUCAGUCUGGAAAAAUCAUAAGUAAGCAUCAUACUGUGCAUUGAGUUUUGCAACUAGAGUAGUAUAUAUGUUCAGAUUUAGUAAUUUUUAUGCUUUAGAGCAUUUUUGUUUGUUUUAAUAUGUAAAGGAAUAACCAGAAUACUUUGAAAUGCUAUUGUAGAGAUAAUUUUACACAUAGUGGGGGUUGUUGUCUGAAAAACUAAAAUUAGAAAACAUUACAUAGGCUGCCUUUGGCUUUAGUUUGUUUGUAGAAGGCCCAGCAGGUAUCUGUUGAUUCUAGAUACUUAAGCCAGGGGUCAAGUUUGUGCAGCAUCUUGUAACUGAAGAAAGUUUUCUGCCGUGAUAAAGUUGCCCAUCUGGGCUUGAAGUAAGAUUGCUGCCUAAACAAAAGCAUAAAGGCAGCAAAUUUAGGUGGUGGUUUGUUUUGGUGGGGUUUUUUUUGUGCAUGGACAAUUGCAUGAAAUAGGGGUGGAGAUUCAAAGUAUUUCAAAUCAUUUAGCAUGAUUUUCUCUUGUUCUAAUUCCACUGACUACAGUUAAACCAAGAAUUUGGCCUUGUAAGUCUACAAAUUUCAGUGUCAGGCAGCUCAGGUCUACAUACUUACUACGUACUUAAGCUUAGUAAAUCAGCAAGAAUACUAUAUAAAUUGUAAUGUGUGAUAAAAAUCUUAACUCUAGUUACAUUAUUUCUCUAAAAGUUUCUGUUCUUUGCUUUUUUAAUACAAAAGGUCAGAAUUGCACUUCAUAGUGGCAUUGGGAUAUGUGGAGAAAAGCAGGAUGCUGGUACAGAAAUGUAUCAGAAAUAAGAUUCAGUUCUUACUGCUCCAUGUGUGCCUACCUUACAUGUGACAAAUCCCACUGAAGUUAACAGAAAUUAUAUAAAGUUAAGCCUGUUUGUAACUCUCAUGAGAUACUGGUUUAAGAAUCUUCAAGAUAAGUUAUGUUCUCAAAAGGCAUUAUUAAACUCGUGGUUUCAGGUUUACAGAACAGCUUCUGAGACACAUCCAGAGUAACUUUAUUAAUUGAUACUACACCAGGCCAACAUCCAUUAGCAAAUCAAAAUCUCUUUCAGUACAUUCAUUUCUCAGUAUAAUUAAAAAAAUAAUAAUAAUUAAAACAGUCUCUAUUCUGUUUGGAUUAAUUUUCUUCUCUGUUUUUCACCUUUUUUGUCAUAAAAUAUCAUUUGCUCUGGAGUUGUCUAGGAUUUGAUAAUUCAAGGAAAGCAUGCAAAGCAGUUUGGAAUACGUUUCUUCAUUCACCUUAGGGCAUACAUUCAGCUGGUGAAAAUCAGCGUGGUCCUGUUGACUUCUACAGCAUUGUAUCCGUCUAUACCAGUGCAACAGUUGGCAUGUCAGGUUUUAACAUUUCAAGUCACUUUACCUACAUAUGCAGUAGGAUUCUGUUUUGCAAGAUGGAAAGUUACCUACAGUGCAAACUGUACUACCUAGACUACCAUUGAUACCUAUUCACAGGACAUGAUUUCACUGUAUCAUUUCAUACUUGAAAUUCAUGAUGUUCUUUUAAUCAGGGUACAAACAUGAAAAGGUGCGUGUGUUACUGUUUCUUUUAAAGGUGCAUCAUUUUGUUUUUUAUUUUGUGUGCUUAAUAAUUACUAGUCACUGUUCUUUACAUUCUUUGCAUUCAACAUUAAAAUCACUUACGUGUGAAAUACAGUAUCACCUGCAGAGGUACAGAAAAAUGUAACAGUGAUUUCUUGAACUGUUACUCAAAUAUACUGGUUUACCUUUUAGUCAUCAAUGUGACAUCAA